AUGGAGGCGCUGCGGCGGCCGGCGCUGCCCGAGGCCGCGGUGCGCUACCGCCUGUUGGCGGCGGCGGCGGCGGGCCCGGGUGGCGAGGCGCUGCUGCGGCGCUGCGCUGAGCUGGCCCUGGUGCGCUUGGCCCCGCUCCUGGCCGCCUGCGUGUGGCAGCGGCAGCCGUUCCGCCUGCGCUACGUGCCGGGCCGCGGCGAGAUCCCGGCGCACUUGGGCGGCACCACGGAGUUCGGGGAUAACGUGGAGGAUGAGUGGUUCAUUGUGUACCUGCUGCGGGAGAUCACCAGAGAGUUCCCGGGGCUGGCAGCCAGUAUUGAUGACAACGAUGGAGAGUUUCUCUUGAUAGAAGCAGCUGAUUUUCUCCCAAAGUGGCUGAAUCCUGACAACAGUGAAAACAGGGUGAGAAAAACUUGUGUCCAGUCGGCAAGGGGGAGCCAGUGGCCUUUUCUGAGCACUCCUGUGACUUUCACUCGGUGUUUGUAUGCACAGCUGGUGCAGCAGCAGUUUGUUCCAGACAGACGCAGUGGAUACACCCUGCCCGCCCCAGCUCAUCCUCAGUACAGAGCCUGCGAGCUGGGCAUGAAGCUGGCUCAUGGCUUUGAAAUGUUGUGCUCCAAGAGCAGCAAAGUGGCUCCUGAUGCCAAGAGAAACGUGUUAAGGGGUCCUCUGUGGGAGAGAUUCCUCAGGAGCUUGAAGGAGAAGGAUUAUUUCAAGGGAGAAAUGGAAGGAUCAGCCAAGUACCUGGAGCUGUUGCACAUGGCAGAAGAUCACUUCCAGCAAUCUGUUGCAGUGCCAGAAAGCUGUGAUGAAGUGAGCCCAGGUGAUGAAAUCCUGGCACUGCUACAGACAACCCCCAUUGAUGUGAAGGAAUUGGAGAGAGAAGCAGCUUGUCUUCCUGCAGAGGAUGAUGACAGCUGGCUGGAUAUGACACCAGGUGCUCUGGAUCAGAUGCUGAAGGAGACAAGAAAUGAGUCCCUUCCUUCCCCAAAUGAGGAGGAGCAAAACUAUGACUUGGAAACAGUUGCUGAGAGCAUGAAGGCUUUUGUGUCCAAAGUGUCCACGCAGGAAGGAGCAGAAAUGCCAUGGUCAUCUGAUGAAUCUCAUGUUACCUUUGACGUGGAUUCUUUUACCAAAGCCCUGGACAGAAUUUUAGGGGCAGACUCGGAGGAGCUGGAUUCUGAUGAUGUGGAUGAGGAGGAGGAGUUUGGUUUCUCAGCUGAGGAUGAUGAAGAGCUGGAUGCUGGGAAUGGAAGGCAGGAGCAGAAGGUGCCUCCUGAGGAGCUCAUGGGCAGUCUCAAGGCGUACAUGGAGGAGAUGGACCGUGAGCUGGCACAGAGCAACGUUGGGAAAAGUUUCAGCAGCCACAAGAGAGGGGCAGGUUCUGUUGGAGCAGCCCCAUGUGAGAGUGCUGGCCCUGACUGUGGAGCUGAGGCUGCUGAGGUGGCAGCCCUGGAUGUGGACAUGAACCUGGUGGCAAACCUGCUCGAGUCCUACAGUGCCCAGGCUGGCCUGGCAGGACCCACCUCGAGCAUUUUACAGAGCCUGGGGGUGAAUUUACCUGAGAGCACAGAGCUCCCUGGCAGCUGAGCAAGGCAGGGAGAGCCUUGGCACAAGGCAUGGCUGCUGGGGAGAGGGAGCACAGACACACGAGCAGGAUGUGGGAGAAGAGGCCAAAGGUUUGAAUUUGGAGCAUUCUGUUCAUUCUGUGUCACUUCAGCAGAGUGAAUUCACCUGCAAAAGCUUCUGUUUGCACACUGUCUUGGGUGGAAAUGAGAUUUUCCCAGUGCUAGCACAAUUUCAGAAAACUGAAAAAUUAUGUCGAAUGCAUGACUCAAAUGAUGUCUUCUUUUAUUACAAAACCCCUCUCCCAUUUUUCCUUUCAGUGCUCCAAUUUGCCACGUUUCUAAAAUGUCCUUUUACCCAUGGCUGAGUGGGUUCAAUAUCUGGGGAGCAGUUCUUGUUCUGAAAAUGCUGCUGCCUUCAGGGGCAGGUGGGGAAAUACAACAUUGCAGGAAGAGUAAUUGGAUCAAAUGUGUAAAUAUUGGCCAGAAGUAUUUUUUAAUUUUAUUUCAAUAAAAACAAAAAUACAACUU
Messenger RNA from Melozone crissalis (California towhee), 2096 nucleotides. Its product is annotated as protein ecdysoneless homolog. NCBI's taxonomy places the organism in Eukaryota, Metazoa, Chordata, Aves, Passeriformes, Passerellidae. Bases 1 to 1590 code for a protein of 529 amino acids. The record is from RefSeq and is a predicted model, not a curated record. The transcript is spliced from 12 exons. Gene Ontology annotation, cellular component: nucleus.